AUGCCAAAUCCACGCACAUCAUUUACAAGAGAAAAGAUCUGGAAAAAGAUCCCUGCAACUGAUUUGCGGACGGCCUUUCACCGGGUCGCUUACGUUUCAGGCCAACCUCUCGGCACAGGGUCCUUAUCAGUCAGUGUCACAAAAUCUUCCAUUUGUGGUGUUGUCGCUGUGUUCACAGGUAAAGCAAACUGCCCUUACUAUGCCAAAGCUGAACUCCUGGCUGACUAUCUCCAGGCUAACUUGCCAGACUUCAGUGUUCACAAGAUCACUCAGCACCCUGAUGAAUGGGAGCAGUGGCUUCAUGACACUUGUGAAACGAAUGGAUGGCAACACAGACAGUCUCCUAUGAUUUGGAGGGAACUGUUGGACCGUGGAGGGAAGGGUCUGCUUCUGGGAGGAGUUAACGAUUUCCUGGAAUACGUUGAGCACUAUUACGGCAUCACCUCAACGAUGCUGAGUGAGGAAAUGUUAGAGAUUGCUGAGGAGAACCUGCAGACACAUGUUGAAAUUGAAAAAGAGGACGAAGAGAUUAGAAGUCUUAUCGAGCCUUUGCAGAUCUGGAUCACCAGUGCAUCAGCUCCAAUCUGUUCUCAACUGAUCCCUCUGCUGGCAGAUGGAGAAGUGUUUGGGAUGACCACAGAAAUCAGUAUCCAUUUGCUUGACUUGGACCAGUUUAAGGAAGUUCUUUGCGGUAUUGUAAUGGAUGCUGAAGACAUGGCGUUCCCACUCCUGCGCAGUAUUUCAGAGCACACUGAAAUAGAUGAGGCUUUUAAUCAAGCCGAUAUUAUCAUUGUUCUUGAUGAUGUUCUCUUAAACUGUGAAGUCCAGUCCCUUGAGAACUACACCAGAGAAGUGGGUGAGAUCUGUCGAGUGUAUGCUCCCCUGAUUGAAAAGAAUGCCAAGAGUGAGGUCAGAGUAAUUUCAUCAGGAAAAACCUUUGUAAACCUUAAGGCGAUGAUGAUUAUGACAUACGGCCCGUCCAUUAAGCCUGAAAAUGUCAUUGCCAUUGCGACACCCUGGGAAAGUGCAGCUAAAGCCAUGCUGGCCAGGAAGCUGAAUAUGAAUGCAGCAGGAGUUAAAGACGUGAUUGUUUGGGGCAAUAUUACUGGCUGUAACUACAUUGAUUUGUCACAUGCAAAACUUUAUGGAUAUGACUGUGCUGUUUGGGGCCCAGCUAAUUUUCCACGCCCUUUGUUGAAUAUGCUUUAUGACAGUGAAUGGAUCCAUUCAGAAUUUCUAUCUGCAAAGAGUUCACUGAGUUCCCGGGUCUGUCAUUGUGUAGGAAUGUUACCUGCUCAUGCGGUAGCCACUGUACUGAGAUACUGGUAUCAUGGCUCUCCUCCUGGGGAGAUCGUUUCUGUGGGAAUAAUUAGUAAAGGUCAAUUUUGCCUUCCUGAAGGAAUUGUCUUCUCUAUGCCAGUGAGGUUCCAGAAUGGUAACUGGGAAAUCAUGACAGAAUUAGAAAUUAAUGAAACUACUCAAGAAGUUCUGGGACACUUAGCCCAUGAGCUGAUUCAGGAAAAGCUCAUUGCACUAAAGGAAAUAAAAGAAAUGCAUUCAUAUGCAGAUGAUAAAAUCACUUGUGAAAAAAAGUUUGCAUCAAGUACAAAACAGUUCAUUCAGUACCUUUAG
Messenger RNA from Opisthocomus hoazin, 1632 nucleotides. The record is from RefSeq and is a predicted model, not a curated record. NCBI's taxonomy places the organism in Eukaryota, Metazoa, Chordata, Aves, Opisthocomiformes, Opisthocomidae.